Molecule: messenger RNA, 4463 nt
Organism: Polistes canadensis
Lineage: Eukaryota; Metazoa; Arthropoda; Insecta; Hymenoptera; Vespidae
Gene: Pgm1
Product: phosphoglucomutase
Exons: 7
Coding region: 220-1917 (565 amino acids)
Biological process (GO): carbohydrate metabolic process
Cellular component (GO): cytosol
Molecular function (GO): magnesium ion binding; phosphoglucomutase activity
Source: RefSeq, a predicted model, not a curated record
UGGUUGACCCGUGCCCUUGAAUGUCAUUGGUAGCGAAGUUAGAAACCCGUUGAUAGAAUUUAGUCUGCCACCGGACGUUGGCGAAGUUUAUUCUAUGUACAGAUAGUAUCGCAUAAUUACUUUUACUAUUAUUUCAUAUAAUUUUCAAACAAUAAUAAUUUGUUUAGUCAUUCUCGUUGUCUUUUCAAUCACGUUUAAAUAUAUUAGAAAAAAAGAAAUAUGUCAAGCGCAGUGAGCAGUUCAUCGGUGGAGACAAAAGUGUAUGAAGGCCAAAAGCCGGGUACAUCUGGACUUCGAAAGGCUGUUCGAGUUUUUCAACAGGAACAUUAUACUGAAAAUUUUGUCCAAGCUAUAUUAGAUGCUUUGGGUAACCAAUGUGUCGGGUCUACUCUCGUUGUUGGUGGUGAUGGACGUUAUUAUGGGAAAGAUGCUGUUAAAAAGAUCAUUAGAGUUGCUGCUGCCAAUGGAGUAAGGAGGUUGAUUGUUGGGCAAAAUGGAAUCCUUUCGACACCAGCUGUAUCCGCUAUAAUUCGUAAAUACAAAACACAAGGAGGAAUAGUAUUAACUGCGUCGCACAAUCCUGGUGGUCCUAAUGCUGAUUUUGGAAUCAAAUUUAACUGUGAAAAUGGAGGACCUGCUCCGGAUGGAGUUACUAAUAAAAUUUAUGAAAUUACUAAAACGCUAAAAAGUUAUAAAAUAAUACCAGAGAUAAACAUAGAUAUUGAUAAAAUUCAAAACGUUUCUAUUCAAGUCGAUGGGAAACCAUUUGAUGUUGACAUAAUUGAUUCCGUAAAUGAUUAUUUAGAACUUAUGAAAGAAAUUUUUGAUUUUACUAGUAUUAAAAGUUUAUUGCAAGGAAGUGAACAAAGACCAGCUUUCAAGGUUCUUAUUAAUGGAAUGAAUGGAGUUACGGGACCUUAUAUAAAACGUAUAUUUAGUGAUGAAUUAGGUGUUGAUAAUUCAAGUCUCGUUAAUAUAACUCCGUUAGAAGAUUUUGGAGGACUUCAUCCUGAUCCAAAUUUAACUUACGCCAUAGAUUUGGUAAACGCCAUGAAAAAUAAUCCUAAUAAUGAUUUUGGAGCUGCUUUCGAUGGAGAUGGAGAUAGAAAUAUGAUACUAGGAAAAAAUGCUUUUUUUGUAACACCUUCUGAUUCAUUAGCAGUAUUGGCUGCUAAUUUAACAUUAAUACCUUAUUUUCAAAAGACUGGUGUUAAAGGAUAUGCAAGAUCUAUGCCGACAGGUGCAGCUGUAGAUAGAGUAGCUCUUAAAGGUGGAAUUACAUGUUUUGAAGUACCUACUGGUUGGAAGUAUUUUGGAAAUUUGAUGGAUGCUGGUCGUCUAUCACUUUGCGGAGAAGAAAGCUUUGGUACAGGUUCUGAUCAUAUACGUGAAAAAGAUGGCAUAUGGGCUUGUCUCGCAUGGCUCAAUGUUAUCGCUAAACUUGGAAAAUCUGUUCAAGACGUAUUAUUAGAUCAUUGGAAAGUUUAUGGACGGAAUUUCUUUACGAGAUAUGAUUACGAGAAUUGCGAAGUAGAAAGUGCAAAUAAAGUGAUGCAGGAGGUUGAAACAGUAAUUCAAACAGCAGGAUUUGUUGGUAAAACCUUAUCUUCAGAAAAUAAAACUUAUACUGUUAAACUUGCAGACAAUUACUCGUACACUGAUCCCGUUGAUGGGAGUCAAGCCAAUAAACAAGGCUUACGGAUAUUAUUUGAAGAUGGUUCUCGUAUAAUAUAUCGUUUAUCCGGAACUGGAAGUUCAGGAGCAACGAUUCGUUUAUAUAUUGAUAGCUAUGAAAAUGAUCAAUCUGUUUACGAAAAAGAUGCUCAACUAAUUUUAAAACCAUUAGUCAACAUUGCAUUAGAUUUAAGUAAAUUAUCUCAGCAUACAGGACGCGAUGCACCAACUGUCAUUACAUAAAGAGGUAAUAUAUAUUGUUCUCACAAAUAUUUCUUACGGUUACAGUUUUACUCAUUAUUUCAUAAUACAAAAGUAAAACUGUUUGUGAAUAAAUAAAAAAGAAACAUUGUGCCAUUCUAUUAUUAUAAUUAGGACAGAUUAACAUUGGAAAAUUUCAUUGUCCAUUAUUUAGUAAUCUUUCCAUUUUUAUACAGAUUUUUACUUACAUUAAUAUGAAAGCAAUAUAUUAAUGUCUUGUUAUAAAAUAGCACACUAUUCAUAUAGUGUCAUAAUCAUUACGUUAAUGUAUCAUUAAAAUUGAAACUUAAUGAGUAAUUUAGAUGCACAUGUUUUGAAUCGAACAAUUUCUUAUGCAAAACAAUAAAAUAUAUAAUGGAAAAAAGACAAUAUAAAUGUUUUGCUUCGAUAUAAAAAUAAUCUUAAUCUCAUAAAAUUGUACCACUGCAAACAAAUUAUGCUAUUCUUUCAUUUAACUUUUAUUAUAUUAGUAUAUGUAUUUUUAAAAUGUUCAUUUUAUAAAACAAGAAAUAAGUUUUACAUUAAUAUAGAAAAAGUCGGCACUAAAAUUCACAUUUUAAUGCAAGUUAUACAUUUACUUUAAUUUUUUAUAAAAAUCUCAAUUAAUUUUAUCAAAUUAAAUAACCGUUGUACUAAAAUAAUUUAAUGUAAAUUUUUUGGUAACGAGCUUAUGUUUGUAGUGAUCACUAAUAGUUAUAUAUGAUUAGAAAAUAGUUCAAAUGGCAUCUGACACGGCUAUUAAGUUCUAAUUAUACCAUACCUUCUUACAAAGAAAAUUAAAGUCUAUUUAAGAAUAAAUAUUUACUGCGAAUAAAUGAACACGCAGUUAUUAGAAAAAGAAUUAUUUAUAGAAGUUUAAAAUAUAUGUAAAAAUAUUCGAUGGAACAAAUAGUAAAAUAUAUACUUUGUUCUAAUAAUUAAUUCAUAUUUUAUAAUAGUAUAUGAUAAUUAAUUAUAAAAACUACAAUCGAUGCGCUAUUAUUUUAUUUUAUCAGAAAAAUAUUAAAGUUAAAACCGUGUUACUUGUCAGUUUAUUAAAUCAUUUGAACUAAUAUGAACUAUCAAAACUAUAUAACAUAUAAUAACGUAUUUUGUUUAUUUUAUUGCUGUAUAUUAUAUUAGAUAUUCUUUAUAUAUAUUAGUAACAAUUAUUUAUGAAUACAAAAAUUAUAUGUUCUAUUAAUCAUGCUUUUUUUAUGUGAUCAUUAAAAAAGAAAAAAAAAAAGAAAAAAAGCGAAAAAAAAGAAAGAAAAAAAUGUUCGACAUCAUAAUAAUAAAAUAUUAUAUCAGAAUUUGUAUUUUAUUGAAGCUAUAUUAAUGUCUUGAUAUUGAUCUUGAUAAAGUAAAUGAAACAUAGAAAGAAGCAUGAGUAUAUAAAUUGCUUGGACGGUUUUUCAAGCAUUGUGAAAAUAAUGACAGGAAAUGUUUUAUUUCUACGGUCAAUAUAUAUCACAAAGCUUGAAGAAAUAUAUAUCUUAAUGUAGAUACGAUUCCUAAUCAUCGAGAUACUUAGCAUUUAGCAUAUUAUAUAUGUUUUGUUAAGAUUUAAAUAAUAUUUAAAUCUAUCAAAAAUUAUUGAUGAAAAGAAAAAAUCAUAAUUACCGCAUAAAAAUAAUUGUCCAUUCUUAGACAAAUUUGUAUACAUAUGUCCAUACUAAUGAUAAGUACGUACUAUAGCAAAAUGGAACAAUUCAUUUCUGUUUUUCUAAUUUUAUUAUUAUACUUUUUCAUAUUUAUAUAUAACUAAUAAAUCUGCUCGGUAUCUCACUGAAGUUAAUUGAUAGGGUAAAAUAUGUAGAAAAAUAUAUAUAAAAAGAGAAAAAUUUGAUUAACCGUUACAAUAUAUAUGUAUAUGUAUAUGUAUAUGUAACAAAAUCUACUCACCAUAAAAAAGGUGUGUGUAUAAAUGACACAAUUAAUCAAUGGAAUGGUAGAUAGUAGUGUACAUUUUUUGUAGCAAUUAUAAAGAAGUAUGUCAAAACAUUGGUAUAUAACAAUAAUAAUAACAUUCAUAUAUAUAUAUAUAUAUAUAUUUUUAUAAUAACAAUAAUAAUAAUAAUAUAUUAUCUUUUAUUUUUAUUUGUUUAAUUUUUUUUUUCUACUAAUAAUAUUAAAUGCUAUCAGAACAAUUUACAAAGAAGCAUUCAAGUAAGAGAACAAUUUUAGCUUUCAAAAAAACAAAUCGAUGAAACGAAGAACAUGUCAUUUUCAUAUGUUUAUUUUUUCUUCGUGAUCGACACCAUUAUUAAAAUGAAAAGAUAUGCAGCAAUAUAUAAUUCAGAAGAUAUAUUAAAAAUAAUAAAAGAAACUUAAUCAUGAAAUUAACUACACAUUUUGUGCAAGAUGCAAUUGCCGGUGUUUGAAGAGAUUGUGGAGAGCGAAUUUUGUAAAUAGUAGAAGAAGAAGAAGAAGAAGAAGAAGGGGGGGAUACUUGGGGACCUGAGCUGACACAAACUCCCAUUCAGCUUAUUGCCAUUGUCAUAGAGUGUUUUCAAGAAUUUUGGAUGGUUCAUAAAGAAAAAAAAAAA